This is a messenger RNA of Lolium rigidum, 1388 nucleotides long. RefSeq names its product probable xyloglucan endotransglucosylase/hydrolase protein 27. The record is from RefSeq and is a predicted model, not a curated record. Gene Ontology annotation, cellular component: apoplast; cell wall. Lineage: Eukaryota; Viridiplantae; Streptophyta; Magnoliopsida; Poales; Poaceae. Gene Ontology annotation, molecular function: hydrolase activity, hydrolyzing O-glycosyl compounds; xyloglucan:xyloglucosyl transferase activity. Gene Ontology annotation, biological process: xyloglucan metabolic process; cell wall biogenesis. The transcript is spliced from 4 exons. The coding region runs from base 130 to 1089 and encodes 319 amino acids.
UUUCCAAUACAUCGGCCUACACACCAAAGGUAAACAGAGCCAUAGCCCAGGAGCGAUAUAGAGUGCAGAGGAAGGAACAGAGAGGAAGCAGGGGAGGUAGAGAAGAGAAGCGAGUCAAGUAUAGCAGCAAUGGCGCGUCCCUUCGUCUUCGUCUUGGCCGUCGCCGUCGUCCUGGCGUCGCCCUCUUGCCUCGCCGCGGACGACCUCCUGAUCCCGCGGCCGGCGACGGCGGCGACGGCGCUCACCUUCGGGGAGGGCUACACGCAGCUGUUCGGGGACUCCAACCUCAGGCUCCACGGCGACGGGAGGCGAGUCCACAUCUCCCUCGACGAGAGGACAGGCUCCGGGUUCGCGUCGCAGGCCGCGCACCUCCACGGCUUCUUCAGCGCCAGCAUCAAGCUGCCCUCCGACCACACCGCCGGCGUCGUCGUCGCCUUCUACAUGUCCAACGGCGACGUGUACGAGAAGACGCACGACGAGCUGGACUUCGAGUUCCUGGGCAACGUCAGGGGCAGGGAGUGGCGCGUGCAGACCAACGUCUACGGCGACGGCAGCACCGCGGUCGGGAGGGAGGAGCGGUACGGCCUCUGGUUCGACCCCACGGAGGACUUCCACCGCUACGCCAUCCGGUGGACCAAUCGCACCAUCGUGUUCUACAUUGACGACACUCCGAUCAGGGAGGUGGUGCGGAGCGAGCGGAUGGGUGCGCAGUUCCCGUCCAAGCCCAUGUCGCUGUACGCCACCAUCUGGGACGGCUCCAGCUGGGCUACCUCCGGCGGCCGCUACAAGGUGGACUACAAGUAUGCGCCCUACGUCGCCCAGUUCACCGACCUCCUGCUCCAGCCGGAGCCGCACCACGGCGCCGGCGAGACCAUGUCGCCGGCGCGGCGGGCAGCCAUGGAGAGGGUCCGCGCGAGGUACAUGACGUACGGGUACUGCUACGACCGCGCACGGUACCCGGCACCGCUGCCGGAGUGCAGCGUGGGCGCGGAGGCGGAGAUGUACCUCCCGUCGGGCGAGGCGCGGUCGUGGGACCGGCGCAGGCGCGGCAGGCGCCACCGCCGUGCCGGCGCGGACUCCGCCCUCUGACGAUAUGAUACGAUCACUACUCACUGAUGCCUGAUGGGCGGUGCUAGCUAGCCAGCUAGGUGUGUUCGCGGUGUGCCCCUCACGUUUGCGACGUGAUUUAUGUAUGAUCACUUGAUCAGGUUACCGCGAUCCCUGAGAUGCUCUCUUGAUUGUAGCUUCACCAUUGGGUAGUAAUUAGCAGAGCUGAGCUCGCAGUUGGUUGAUCACUUCAGCAUCGUGCACGGAUUGAUACUUGGUGGUGGCGCCGCACCAACGCUGUGCACCAGAAUUAGCAGUACAAAUUCACCGCCGUUCACCUA